UGUGAUUCCAUAAAAACAGGCAAAACAGAGGAAAGAAAACGCCAAGCAUAUGCCUUGACAUGGAUGGCUGUUUGCCUGUGUGUUUGUUUGUAGCAAGUUUAAUCAUCCUCCAUUCGUCUGGGGCAACCAAGAAAGGAACAGAAAAGCAAGCCACCUCAGAAACACAGAAGUCGGUGCAGUGUGGGACUUGGACGAAACAUGCAGACGGAGGCACCUUCACCUCUCCCAACUACCCCAGCAAGUACCCCCCUGACCGAGAGUGCGUCUACAUCAUAGAAGCUGCCCCAAGACAGUGCAUUGAACUUUACUUUGAUGAAAAGUACUCUAUUGAACCGUCUUGGGAGUGCAAAUUUGAUCACAUUGAAGUUCGAGAUGGACCUUUUGGAUUUUCUCCAAUAAUUGGACGUUUUUGUGGACAACAAAAUCCACCGACGAUAAAGUCCAGUGGACGAUUUCUAUGGAUUAAGUUUUUUGCUGAUGGAGAGCUGGAAUCUGUGGGAUUUUCAGCUCGAUACAAUUUCACACCUGAUCCCGACUUUAAGGACCUUGGAGUUUUGAAACCAUUACCAGUGUGUGAGUUUGAGAUGGGCGGUCCUGAAGGAAUUGUGGAAUCUAUACAAAUCAUGAAAGAAGGCAAAGCUUCUGCUAGCGAGGCUGUUGAUUGCAAGUGGUACAUCCGAGCACCUCCACGAUCCAAGAUCUACCUACGCUUCUUGGACUAUGAGAUGCAGAAUUCCAAUGAGUGCAAAAGGAACUUCGUGGCGGUGUACGACGGCAGCAGCUCCGUGGAGGACCUGAGAGCCAAGUUCUGCAGCACAGUGGCCAAUGACGUCAUGCUCCGCACGGGCCUGGGGGUCAUCCGCAUGUGGGCGGAUGAGGGCAGUCGGAACAGCCGGUUUCAGAUGCUCUUCACGUCCUUCCAAGAACCUCCCUGUGAAGGCAACACUUUCUUCUGCCACAGCAACAUGUGUAUUAACAACACGCUGGUGUGCAACGGACUCCAGAACUGUGUGUAUCCUUGGGAUGAAAAUCAUUGUAAAGAAAAGAGGAAAACCAGCCUGCUGGACCAGCUCACCAACACCAGUGGGACUGUCAUUGGCGUGACUUCCUGCAUUGUGAUCAUCCUUAUUAUCAUUUCUGUCAUUGUGCAGAUCAAACAGCCUCGUAAAAAAUAUGUCCACAGGAAGCCGGACUGUGACCAGACGGUCUUCCAGGAGGUGUUUGAGCCUCCUCAUUACGAGCUGUGCGCCCUCAGAGGCACGGGGGCCGCCGCGGACUUUGCCGAUGUGGCAGAUGACUUUGAGAACUACCACAAGCUGCGGAGGUCCUCUUCCAAGUGCGUCCAUGACCAUCACUGUGGGUCCCAGCUGUCCAGCGCGAAAGGCAGCCGCAGCAACCUCAGCGCGCGGGACGCGCCUGUCCUGACCGAGAUGCCCCCCCAGCCCGUCAAGCCCCUCGUCCCGCCCGCCAGCCGGAGGAACAUCCUCAUCAUGAGGCACAACUACUCGCAGGAGCCGGCCGCGGCCUGCGACAUUGACGAGAUCGAGGAGGUGCCCACCACCAGUCACCGGCUGUCGCGACACGACAAAGCAGUCCAGCGGUUCUGCCUCAUUGGGUCUCUAAGCAAACAUGAAUCUGAAUACAACACAACUAGGGUCUAAAAAGAAAAUUCAA
This is a messenger RNA of Hipposideros armiger (great roundleaf bat), 1674 nucleotides long. It is a transcript of the gene NETO1, whose product is annotated as neuropilin and tolloid like 1. The record is from RefSeq and is a predicted model, not a curated record. Lineage: Eukaryota; Metazoa; Chordata; Mammalia; Chiroptera; Hipposideridae. Gene Ontology annotation, molecular function: ionotropic glutamate receptor binding. The transcript has 10 exons. Bases 60 to 1661 code for a protein of 533 amino acids. Gene Ontology annotation, biological process: positive regulation of excitatory postsynaptic potential. Gene Ontology annotation, cellular component: postsynaptic density.